AUGCUACCGGAUGAUGAUGAUCGAGCAAGGCUGUCGGCCUCUGCAUCUGAUUCGACGCAUACAUCUGAAGAAACAGCCACAACAAGUCAUGUUGUCGUCUCCGAUCAACCUCAAACGGGCUCGCCCAGACCUUUGGCGAGCUUACCGCUGGCCAUACCCCUCACAACCGUCUUGCCAACAUCUCCUCCCACAAGCUCAGCAGCCAGCACGAGCAAACAGCGAACUUUCUCGAGCUCGUCCACGCGACCUGUCAUGUCACCUCAUCCUCACGUCCCGCUAGGUGCAGUGUCUACGCCCGCAAAGGGUCUCAGGAGCGGAAACCAGUCUCCGAUAUCCAUGCGAAGCGUGGGGAACGAGUCUGCUUCCUCCAUCUUUGAACGCGACGUCGAGUUCUCGGAUAGUCAUCUGCUCACUCAACAAGAAGCUUCUGAUCUUGCCGUGCCGUCUGUACUGUCAGAAGCCGCACUUGUCUUGACAGACGACAGACUCGACGCAGUACAGAUAGAGAGCAUAAUUCGCGAGCCAAGCUCGUCAGACUUGCUCAGCCAGAACCUGGCCUCCACUUCUCUUUCUCCUGCGACAGCUCGGUCCAAAGUGGCAGUGCUGGCGCAAGAAGCUCAUGUGCCUACUUUGCCACCCCCGCUGUGGACUACAAUGCCAGCCAACACCGGUCUAGACAGACGAGCUGUCUCGCCGGAUCUGCCGAGUCCGACAUCAUCGACGGUACUCACUCCCGGCACUUCUCCUUCCUCAGGCGGAGCGACGCGACUGUCGCUCUCCUCGAGUGAUCCCUACAUGGGAUUCAGGGAGCGCAAGCAGAGGUCAUCCGGUGCCCAAGCUAACGCAAUGCCGACGAUGGAAACUUGGGCAGGCGCUGGCCAUCAGGACGGAUUCGUUUCGCCUUUCUCAUCUGCGCCCAAUUCGCCACGAUCCUUCAGGAGUCUCUCGCCAGCUGUGAUAGAUCGCAAGCCCCAGCCGGUUCUCGUGGCCGCCAAUCAUUUGGAAACGCUGGCAGAUCCAGAAGAGAAACCGCGCAGGCUGUCCUUUUUGACCUAUGCGGACAUUAUCAAUUCUGAACGGCUAGACUCUGCAGCCGCCACGCAGAGGCCGCAGAUUGACAACAUCGAAGCCUUGCUCGCAGGAAGCGAGCCAAGGACGUGA
Molecule: messenger RNA, 1161 nt
Organism: Mixia osmundae IAM 14324
Lineage: Eukaryota; Fungi; Basidiomycota; Mixiomycetes; Mixiales; Mixiaceae
Exons: 3
Coding region: 1-1161 (386 amino acids)
Source: RefSeq, a predicted model, not a curated record